AUGCGACAUAUUUCCUGUGAAAAAGUAUUUUUCUGUGGUUGUUUCUUUGCCAUAGUAUUCAUCAUUUUUAAUUUAUCCGUAAAAAGCAAAGGAAAAACUGAAUAUCUAAGGGAAGAUCAAUUGAAGUUCAUAUUGGAGUGGACAUCACCGAUGAAAGAACCUUUCUUGUUUCUGGGAAUUGGUCAGGAAGGAUUCAAGCGACGACGCUGCAAUUACACCAACUGUUAUAUUACAUCCGAUAGAUUUUUACUGCGCGAUAUGAGAGAAUUCGAUGUCGUCCUAUUCCACGGGCCAGAAAUUAAUAGAAAACGUAGUAAAUUGCUUGACAUAAGGUCGCCACGUCAGAAAUUUGUUUACGCUUCAAAGGAAUCGUCUCAUUACUACCCUAUUUGUUCAAACAAAUUGGAGAACUACUUCAACUGGACAUGGACAUACAGACUAGAUUCUGACGCAAGAUGGGGUUACAUACUGGUCAAAGAUAGAAAUGGCACAGUUAUUGGGCCUAAUAAAAUAAUGCAUUGGUUGAAAUUAGAAGAAAUGGAACCCGUAGACUUAAUGUUUAAAGAAAAGUUGAAAAGUAAAAAAAAGGCAGCCGCGUGGUUUGUCUCCAAUUGCAAAGAUUUGUCUGGAAGAAAGAAAUUCGGAGAAGCAUUGAAAAGGCAACUAAAGAAAUAUAACCUUGAUUUAGAUAUAUAUGGAGCCUGCGGGUCUAUGUCAUGUUCCCGUGAUGAAGAAAAGGAAUGUGAUAGCGAGAUAGAUGAAAUAUAUUAUUUUUACUUGGCCUUUGAAAAUUCUUUCAGUGAAGAUUACGUAACAGAAAAAUUAUUACAUGCUUUGAAGAAUAAUGCAGUACCUGUCGUUUAUGGUGGCGCCAAUUAUUCAAGAUUCAUGCCAGAAGGAAUUUACUUAAACGCGAGGGAUUUAGGAGUUAAAAAGUUGGCGGCCAAAAUGAAUGAACUCAUUCAAGAUCCAGAUAAAUACGCGGAAUACUUCAGAUGGAAGAAUCACUACUCGUUCCAUUCCAGAGAUGAAUAUGACAGUGCGCACAAUGAGUACUGUGAAUUUUGUGCGCUAUUGAAUGAUGAAGCUAGAAUGUCAGAAGUCACGACGAUAAGCAAAUUUAAAGAAUGGUGGAAUAAACCCGAUUCCUGUUGAUAUUUUGACAGGAGUCUUAAAAAACACGCGAAUAUAGCAAUUGAUACGCAUGUCUGGACAUGGAACUUCCAUCCAAUAGAAGACCACAAUAAAAGAUUAAAGGACACCCGUCUAGCCUAUGAAGACCGCUUACCAUCCAGCAACAUGCCUAUUUGCUAUGCUUUUUACUUCAAAAAUACGUAAUAAGGUAAUAUUAUUACAAUAGUUACGUCCAUUUUAACGCCUUUUUCUAUCUAAACUUGCGUCUUACUUUGUAUUCAGUUACAUCUUACUGAAAACUUGCUUACUGAGCAAAUUUUCUUUGUGGUCAUGUAGGCAAUUAAUGGUAUUACGUUAAUUCCCUUAAUCCUAAAUGUAAAACAAACAUAAAUUUCAUCCGUUAAAGAGAUUACUGUUGAUUCAGAAAGCAAUAUGCAAACAUGUGAAGGUAUGCCAAUAUUUCUUUUAUUUUUGUUAUCCUUACGAUACAGUAACAUUUUGAUUGUUAUUAUUUAUUUAACUGUAGCAUAAAUUUUAACUUAGACUACACUAAAAGGUUUAUUUCUGUUAUAACCUAUUUCCCAUAUAUCAACCCGAACCCUUUUAGCUUUUUGUAUGGGACACAUAAUUAUAGAUCCAUAAUCAUAAUACGUACAGUUGAUAUGGGUUCAUAACUGACCUUAAGAACAGUGAUAGUAAAUAACAUAAAAAA
Molecule: messenger RNA, 1846 nt
Organism: Chilo suppressalis (striped riceborer)
Lineage: Eukaryota; Metazoa; Arthropoda; Insecta; Lepidoptera; Crambidae
Source: the annotation of a GenBank genome assembly